Medioppia subpectinata is the source of this 788-nucleotide messenger RNA. Lineage: Eukaryota; Metazoa; Arthropoda; Arachnida; Sarcoptiformes; Oppiidae. The record is from the annotation of a GenBank genome assembly.
UGUAAGGCUCGUCUUCGGGUAUCGGAGAAGCGAUUGCCAUAAAGUUGUGGUCUUUGGGCGCGAAUGUAGUCAUCACUGGAAGGGAUGAGAAACGUAUCCAAGAAGUGGUUGACAAAUGCCAGACGCGGGACAAUCAGAGAGCGCUGGGAGUGAGCGCCGACUUAAUGGUGGACAAGGAUUGCGAGCAAUUGGUGGCAAAAACUAUCUUACAGUUUGGCAAACUUGAUAUACUGGUCAAUAACGCGUGCGCUGGCGAUGGUCAUUGUGAUCUGUUUGGUUCGCCCGGCUAUUUACAGUCGCACGAAACGCUUAUGAAGGCCAAAAUUGGCUCCUUUCAAGUGUUGACACAACUAGCGUUACCGCACCUGGAAUUGACCAAGGGCAAUAUUGUCAACAUAUCGAGCAUCGCUUCUAUGCUACCGAAUCCUGCAUUCAUGGUUCACUGUAUGGCCAAAAGCGCCAUGGACAUGUUUACCAAAUGUUUGGCCAUACAGCUAGGGCCAAAAGGCAUCCGGGUGAAUUCCGUAAACCCGGGCGCCACUCGGACCCCAGUCUUCGAGAGGAACGGCAGGACUGAAUUCUUGGACUUUCUGGUCAACUAUUGCCGCGAAAAGUAUCCGUUGGGCCGAAUCGGCGAACCGCAAGACAUGGCCGAAGCGGUGGCCUUCUUGGCCUCCGAGCGCAGCGCGUCGUUCAUCACUGGACUCAUUAUGCCUGUCGACGGCGGCGCUCUACUCGUGGCCCCCAAUCUAAUGAAUCUCAAUGGCUUAGAGGCAACUCCGGUGCCC